Messenger RNA from Galleria mellonella (greater wax moth), 2627 nucleotides. RefSeq names its product DNA mismatch repair protein Mlh1 (gene Mlh1). Lineage: Eukaryota; Metazoa; Arthropoda; Insecta; Lepidoptera; Pyralidae. The record is from RefSeq and is a predicted model, not a curated record. Gene Ontology annotation, molecular function: ATP hydrolysis activity; ATP-dependent DNA damage sensor activity; mismatched DNA binding. Gene Ontology annotation, cellular component: MutLalpha complex. Bases 280 to 2586 code for a protein of 768 amino acids. The transcript has 12 exons. Gene Ontology annotation, biological process: mismatch repair.
AUAUUUAUUUUUUAUAUUUAAUACUUUAUUGUACACAUUAGUUAUAGAAAUAUGACAGAGGUAAACAAAAGUACAAAGGCGAGCUUAACUCUGAUAGAGUUUUCUUCCAGCAAACCCAAAGUGGAAAGGAGCAUCAAUGUCAGCGGAUACAGCAGUGAACAAUUUUUAAAUAGUCAAAAUUAAAUUAAUUAGAUUAUAUUUUAUAGUACAAAUAAAUUUUAUUACUUCUUCUAUGUAAUUCCUUGUUUUUAAUUUUAGACGUAGUCUCUCUUAUCUGUGAUGACAUGUCUGACAUUAUCAGUCUUUCAAAUCUGUGGUCUGAAUGUCUCAAAAUAUUUUGAAUUUUAUUUACUUAGAUAUCUACUUAGUGAUUUCAUUAUGAGCGCUCCCGGAAUAAUAAGAAAACUUAGUCAAGAAGUAGUAAAUCGCAUAGCAGCGGGCGAAAUAAUUCAGAGACCUUCUAAUGCUCUAAAAGAAUUAAUUGAAAAUAGUUUGGACGCAAAAGCUACCAAUAUUAUUAUCACUGUUAAAGCUGGAGGUUUGAAAUACUUGCAAAUUCAAGACAAUGGUACUGGAAUAAGAAGUGAAGACCUUGAGAUUGUAUGUGAGAGGUUCACAACAUCAAAGCUUUGCAGCUAUGAUGACCUGAAGGAAAUCAACACAUAUGGAUUUCGAGGAGAAGCUCUUGCUAGUAUCAGCCAUAUAGCACAUCUCACAAUACUCACCAAGACUGCAUCUGGGAAAUGUGCUUAUAAAGCUUCAUAUGAAAAUGGCAAGUUGAAAGGACCUAUAAAAGCCUGUGCUGGCAAUAAUGGUACCCAAAUUACAGUAGAAGACUUAUUCUACAAUGUAAUUGCCCGUAAGAAAGCCCUACGGAGUCCUUCAGAGGAGUAUGCUUAUAUAUUAGAAGUUGUUGGAGGAUAUGCAAUACACAAUAGUCAUGUGGGUUUUACUUUGAAGAAAUUUGGUGAGAAUACUGAUUUGAAGACCGCUAUAAAAUCAAAUGUACUUGAAAAUGUUAGAGUAAUACAUGGAAAUUCUAUAGCUCGUGAAUUGAUGGAAAUUCAGCUGAACGACGCAACCCUGAAGUUGUUGCUACAUGGUUUCAUAACAAAUGUUAAUUAUUCGCAUAAAAAGGGCACUAUGUUACUGUUUAUAAACCAUCGCUUAGUAGAAUCUCAAUCUAUUCGGAAAGCCGUUGACUCUGUUUAUUCUACUUAUUUGCCCAAAAACGCCCACGCAUUUGUUUAUCUCAGCCUUGAAUUAGAUCCAAGAAAUAUAGAUGUGAAUGUACAUCCAACAAAACACGAGGUACAGUUUCUAUAUGAAGAACAGAUUAUUGAAAAGAUUAAGUCCUGCAUUGAAAGUAAAUUAUUAAGUUGCAAUUCUACUAGAGUUAUGUACACACAGGCUCGUCUACCGGGCGCAACUGCAGUUGAAGAGAUUGUAAAAAAAACAACGGAUGGUGCAAAAGUAUACGCAAAUAAUAUGGUGCGAGUUGACGCGGAUGUACAAAAAAUUGAAAAGUUCUUUCCUGUCAUAUCUAAACCAUCCGAAGAUAUUACAUCUGGAAAAGAUAACAUAAAUAUUGAUGAUGCUUCAGUAAAUAGAAAGACUGAAACGGAUCAACACAACGAGAUUGAGAAUGAUCAAGAAAUUGUCAAAGACAAUAUUCCUAAUCUAGUUGUUGAUGAUGCAGAUGUUUUAGCAAAUUCACUAAUAGAUGAACCUGAUGAACCAAAUAAAAUGCCAGAGAAAUGGAAAUCUCAUAUUGCAGCUGAUCAAACAAAUCUAUCGUACAUAGAUCCAAAAGAAUCAUUCAAGACUAGGACAUUUCAAUAUGAGAGAAUAGAAACUAGAUUGACUAGCAUUAAAGAGUUAAGAUUACAGAUAGAAAAUAAGUGUAAUAGUAAUUUAAGAGAAGUCCUGGCAAAUUUAAUAUUCAUAGCGUGCGUAGAUUGUCAUAAGUCCUUAAUACAACACUCUACUAAGUUGUAUCUCUGUAAUACCACAAAAUUAACUGAGGAGUUAUUUUAUGAAACGAUACUGUAUGAUUUCCAGAAUUUUGGUUUUAUAAAACUAUCAAAUCCUUUACCAUUAGAAGAAUUGUUUAUCCUUGGUCUCAAUUCACAAGAAGCCGAAUGGAAUUCUGAAUUAGGAGACAUGCACGAGAUGGCACAGCAAAUGACUAAGUUAUUAAUAAGUAAAAGUGCCAUGUUAAUGGAGUAUUUUUCUUUAGAGAUAAACGCGGACGGUGAAUUGUUAUCAUUGCCGUUGUUACUGGAUGGUCACACUCCCUUCAUGGGCGCAUUACCAACUUACCUCGUACGUCUUGUCACUGAAGUCAACUGGAAUUCGGAGAAAGAGUGCUUCGAUAGCUUCAGCCGUGAAACGGCUGUAUUCUAUUCGCAACCUAAUCCAGAUCCUAAUGCAGAAGUGGCCAAAUCUGAAUAUUGGAAACAGGAACAUGUUAUUUUUCCUGCCAUUAGACGGAACUUCUUACCGCCCACCUCCUUUGUAAGCAAUGGCGCAAUAUUACAAAUUGCCAGUUUGAACGAUUUAUAUAAAGUGUUUGAACGAUGUUGAAUGUUAUUAUUGUUUACAAAAAAUAAAUAAAAAUUGAAAUA